GGAUCGAAGUACCUUGGCGAAAGGUGUCCCUUUUUCGGUGCAUCUUCAUCCGAGAUGCAUCGACCGAUGGAGUGUCUCGAUGAUCCCUGAUCUCCAGGAUGAUCCUCUGGUUCGGUCUCCUCUCCCUCCAACUCCCUGCCUCUCUCCCCAGCGUCGUCUUUGAAGAUGUCGGAGUACCAGGAGGAUUGUAUCCGAAGCAACCCAAGAUGGUGGAAGGCGUGGCGAAUGCCACGAUCCAAGCCGGAAAGGAAGCCGUCUUUAACUGCACCGUCGAGGACGUCGGAUCCUACAAGGUGUCAUGGAUGAAGCAGGAGCCGGAGACGUCGAUCCUGACGAUGGCUGACGACAUGGUCACCCGAAAUCCUCGGGUGACUCUGACUAGGAACCCGCCGAACGUGUGGAGACUACACGUGAAAGAGAUCCGCGAAGAAGACAGAGGCUGGUACAUGUGUCAGGUGAACACGGAUCCUGCCUCCAGCCAAUCAGCCUACCUCAACGUCGUCGGAAGUAAUGUAGGGAUGCUUCGAAUGGGGAAUAUUCUCCGGGGAGACUCGGGAGUCUACAUUUGCAAUGCUUCCAAUGGAGUCUCACCACCCGACAUCAUGAAGAUCCUUCUCAACGUGGAAUUUCCCCCGACCAUCUACGUGACGGAUUCCCUGAUCGAGGUCUACCCGGGACAGGAGGUGGUCCUCACGUGUCAGAUCGAAGCCUAUCCCCCUCCCUCCGUCUUUUGGGCCACCGAUGACGGCACUACUCUUAUAUCCGGAAUGAAGUAUGUGGUGAAAUCGAAGGAGGAGACGCCGUAUCGACUGAGUUCCUCACUGGUAAUCAGAUCGGUGAAUUCGGAAGAUUUCCGUAACUACGAAUGUCAUGCCUCGAACCCCCUCGGCGAAGGCAUCGGAUCCAUGCAGCUCAAGGUGGUCCCGAAGCCGGUGUCUCCAAAAACUGGGAGCGUUCUUGGAAAGGGGCAGGGGAAAGGGGAAGGGGCAAUUUUCUCGAUCCACCAAGACAUGAUGUUUGAUGAGGGGUUGGAACCUCGUUAUACUAUCAAAUGA
Molecule: messenger RNA, 1055 nt
Organism: Darwinula stevensoni
Lineage: Eukaryota; Metazoa; Arthropoda; Ostracoda; Podocopida; Darwinulidae
Source: the annotation of a GenBank genome assembly